GGCUCCGACUGUCCUACCAGACACAUGGCUGGACUUUCUUCAGAGGCGACAGUGAGCAGAAGCUGAAAAGAGAACGAGAAGAGAAGGAGAGGCGAGAGGUUGUGAGAAACGCUUCUUGGAAGAGAAAAGCAGCAACUUGAAGGGGGAGAGAGAAAAGUUUAACACGGAGCAUGGCCUCAGUCAAAGAGGAUGACAUGGAUCAACGACUGGCACGCAUUAAACAAGAGGUUUGUGUGCCGGAAGAGUUGUGUGUGAAGCUGGAAGAAGGUGAAGGGAGAAUUUCAGCUUUUAAAGAGGAGGAGUGCAAGGAGGAGACUGUUGAGAUAAAAGUGGAGCACUCGGGAGAUUCCCCAGUGAGUCUUGAAUUGCAAAAGCAUGAAACUAGGAACAUUUUUAAGCAAGAGGAUUGUGAAGAAUCUCAUUCCACUUCUCCGCCCAGGGUCACUAAUAUGGGACAACUGGGUAACCAGCAGAUUUCUAUAGCAAUAAAAUCUGAGUUUUCAGAGUUUAAAGGAAAUGGGAGAGCAGGAGAAGAGCAGUGGUCAUCUGGGAGCCUGGAAAUAAAUUUCCAGAAGAAUGGCAUCUGCUCCCCAGUUUCAUUUGCUCAGACCUCUCCUCAGGAGAGACCACAGCAGAAACAGGAUGAGAAGAAGAAGACAUCAAGAAGAAAAAAAGAGAAUUUGACAGCUGAUUCUUUGCUGUGUAACCCUCUUCCCAUCACCACUGAUCAACAAGAGCAUGAACAUGUCAGAAUCCACACCGGAGACGAGCCUUACUCCUGUUUUGAAUGUGGCAAACGAUUCUCACACAUACACAAUCUUCACACCCACGCGAGAAUCCACACUGGAGAAAAACCUUACAUCUGUUCUGAAUGUGGCAAACGAUUCUCCUAUAACAGCAGUUUUCAGAAACACACAAGAAUUCACACUGGGGAGAAACCUCAUUGCUGUUCUCAAUGUGGCAAAAGAUUUUCCCAAAAUAGCGAUCUUCAGAAACAUUCAAAAAUUCACACUGGAGAGAAACCAUUUUAUUGCACUGAAUGUGGGAAAAGAUUCUUACAAUUGUGCAAUCUUCAACGCCACCUUAGAAUUCACACUGGAGAAAAACCUCACUGUUGUUUGGAAUGUGGCAAACAGUUUUCAUACAGCAGUAGUCUUCGUAAACAUGCUGGAAUUCAUACCGGAGAGAAACCUCAUUGCUGUUCCGAAUGUGGUAAAAGAUUCUUACAAUUGUGCCAACUUCAACGACACAACAGAAUUCAUACUGGAGAGAAACCCCAUUGCUGUCCACAAUGUGGGAAACGAUUCUCACAAAUAAAUGGUCUUCACAGCCACACAAGGACCCACACUGGAGAAAAGCCGUAUUGCUGUUCUGCAUGUGGCAAGCAUUUUUCUGAUAGUAGUAGUCUCCAAAGACAUACAAGAAUUCACACCGGAGAAAAGCCCUAUAGCUGCUCUGAAUGUGGUAAAAGAUUCUCUGACAGCGGCACUCUUCUGCAGCACACACGUAGCCACACUGGAGAUCGACCCUAUUGCUGCUCUGAAUGUGGCAAAGGAUUUUCACGAAUUAGAAGCCUUCACAACCACUCAAAAAGCCACACCCGAGAGAAUGCUCAUUCUUGAUCUGACUGUGGGAAAAGAUUCUUACAAAUAUGCCUUCUACAACAGCACAUCAGAAUCCAUACUGUAUUCAAAAACUGUAGUGUUGUCCUGAAUGUGGUAAACUAUUCACUGACAGCAGUAGCAUUCAUACCCAGAAAUAAAUCCAUACUGCUGAAAAAUAAACUAAUAAUUGUUCUGAGGGUGGGAAGAAUUUCUCAGAGAACAGCCACUUAAGAAUCCAAACACAACAUUAGAGAAUGUCAAACUGAAAUACGACAACAUGUGAAAUGAAAUCGCUUGAAUUAUGCCAGUUUGUUUUGGGACCAUUAGCGUUUGUUAUAUGGAAAAUCCAAGCUCAUGUAGAAGUCUUGCCGGGGAUAAUGCAAACAUGACCGUCGUGGCCAAAAGUCCUGAGAAUGACCCACGUGUUGGUGUCCACCACGGUUGCAGCUUCAGUGUUUUUAGAUCUUUUUGUCAGAUGUUUCUUUGGUAUACUGACGUAGAAUUAAGAAUUUCAGAAGUUUCAAAGGCUUUUAUUGACAAUUCCUUGAAGUUUAUGGGCAUAGUCAAUAUGUGCAGUAUUGGCUCUGCUUUCAGGGCUGCAGUUCAUACCCAGUUGCAAAGGCAGCAACGGACAGGAUGGGCUGGGUGCAAAACUGUGAGGUGUUUAUUCAGAGUUUGGGGUGCAGUACAAGAUAGCCUCCAAUAAAAUAAAAAUGGUCAUUAGACACGAUCUUGUCAAGUGCAAUCAAUUGAAUGAAAAAUGGCAGAGGCUGAUGUUCCCACAGCUAGAACCCCUGGCACAAAAAUAUAUAUUAAUCACAGAGCAACCAAAUCGGUCACACUUGGCCACCUCAGGCUUGUUCCAGGGUAAUCAUUGCCAGAUUGUGAAGUAUUCUCCUCCCUCACUAACACAGCAGUGCUCCUAGUCAAGGUAAAUGGUGGUGAGGCCCUGUAGUAAGGACCUCUAGCUAGAGGAUCCAAAUACAUCUGAGCAGCAGACUUCUUAUACCGUUUUAAUGCCCCCCACCCAUCAGCAUUCAACCACCAUCUGCCCCAUUCUCUCCCAUCAACAGGGUCUUGACCUCAAACUGAUCUUGCACCCCCCUUUUAAACUGGGAGAAAGAGGGGAAGUAACUAGAAUUGUCUGCAGUGGCGACAGCGAUUACCUAAACACAAGCAACCGCACAACACUCACACGUGGGGUUGGCCACCUUACCGUAAUGGUGGACACAACAGGAAGUGCACUAAAAAUAAAAUUUACACUUAAAAAAAAAAAAUAAAUAAAAAUAAUAAUAAUAAUAAUAAUAAUAAUAAUAAUAAUAAAUAAAUCUCCACAAGCUUAAGAGGUGGUGAAAGUGCUGCCUAGAAGAGGGGCCACAUAUAUUGGGGAGUAGCAGUGUUGUGAAGGGUGGGUUUAAGGGAAUUCUCUACCCAAAAAAAAAA
Molecule: messenger RNA, 3047 nt
Organism: Polypterus senegalus (gray bichir)
Lineage: Eukaryota; Metazoa; Chordata; Cladistia; Polypteriformes; Polypteridae
Product: zinc finger protein OZF-like
Exons: 3
Coding region: 171-1622 (483 amino acids)
Biological process (GO): regulation of transcription by RNA polymerase II
Molecular function (GO): RNA polymerase II cis-regulatory region sequence-specific DNA binding; DNA-binding transcription factor activity, RNA polymerase II-specific
Source: RefSeq, a predicted model, not a curated record